Molecule: messenger RNA, 3645 nt
Organism: Sparassis crispa
Lineage: Eukaryota; Fungi; Basidiomycota; Agaricomycetes; Polyporales; Sparassidaceae
Product: Pre-mRNA-splicing factor RSE1
Exons: 13
Coding region: 1-3645 (1214 amino acids)
Biological process (GO): mRNA splicing, via spliceosome
Cellular component (GO): nucleus; U2 snRNP
Molecular function (GO): protein binding; U2 snRNA binding
Source: RefSeq, a predicted model, not a curated record
AUGUUGCACUUGUACAAUCUGACCCUUCAGCCACCGACCGCGAUUACUCAUGCGAUCGCCGGGAACUUUUCUGGCUCGAGACAACAAGAAAUUAUUGUCUCUCGGGGAACUCGUCUAGAGCUCUUACGUCCUGAUGUUCAAAGUGGGAAGGUUUCGACCGUAGUUGCCAGCGAUGUGUUUGGCUCCAUUCGUUCACUGGCGGCGUUCCGAUUGACUGGCGGCACGAAGGAUUACGCCAUCGUAGGGUCUGAUUCGGGUCGUAUAAUCAUCUUGGAGUACGAUCCCAGAAGUAGCAGUUUCGUGAAGGUGCAUCAGGAAACCUAUGGAAAAUCUGGAGCUCGUCGCAUUGUACCGGGUCAAUAUCUAGCUGUGGAUCCGAAGGGACGCAGUGUGAUGAUUUCUGCCAUGGAGAAGGCAAAACUAGUGUAUAUCCUCAACCGCGACGCGGCUGCCAAUCUGACGAUAUCGUCUCCAUUGGAAGCUCACAAAAAUACAUCUAUCAUCCAUGACAUUGUUGGCCUUGAUGUGGGGUUCGACAACCCCAUGUUUGCUGCCCUGGAGGUGGAUUACUCCGAGUCCGACCAAGACCCUACAGGGGAAGCCUUUAACAAUGCCGAAAAGAUGUUGACAUACUAUGAGCUUGACCUUGGUCUUAACCACGUUGUGCGGAAGUGGACCGAGCCAACGGAUCCUCGGGCGAACCUACUCGUGCAGGUCCCUGGUGGCCAACUGGCCUCCUCAGACCGUUACGAUGGGCCUUCUGGUGUGUUGGUUUGCUGCGAAGACCAUAUAAUUUAUCGACACAUGGAUGCUCCCCAGCACCGUGUUCCGAUUCCCCGGAGACAACAUCCUUUGUCAGACACUGACCGUGGUCUCAUCAUCAUAGCUGCUGUCAUGCAUAAAAUGAAGGGCGCAUUUUUCUUCCUUCUGCAAAGUGAAGAAGGCGAUCUGUACAAGGUCACGAUUGAGCAUCACGACCAAGAUGUCAGGUCUCUCAAGAUCAAGUAUUUUGACACCGUCCCGAUUGCGUCCAGCCUCUGUAUUUUGAAGUCUGGAUUCCUCUUUGUAGCGUCGGAAUUUGGUAACCACUACCUGUAUCAAUUCCAGAAACUGGGUGACGAUGACAAUGAGCCGGAGUUCUCCUCGACGUCGUAUACGUCGUUCGGCAUGGCAGACCCGUCUUCGUCGCUACCACAUGCAUUCUUCCGACCACGAGCUCUGGACAACUUGAUUCUCGUCGACGAGAUCGAUUCACUCUGUCCUAUCCUCGACUCAAAAGUCAUGAAUCUGCUACCCAACUCGGAUACACCGCAGAUUUUUGCCGCUUGUGGUCGCGGCCCACGAAGUACAUUCAGGAUGCUCAGACACGGUCUUGAGGUGGAAGAAGUUGUCAGCUCCGACCUCCCUGGUAUUCCGAAUGCCGUUUGGACGACUAAAGUGAAGGAAGAUGAUCCGUACGACUCGUACAUUAUCUUGUCCUUCGUUAAUGGUACUCUCGUUCUCUGCAUUGGUGAGACAAUCGAGGAAGUGCAGGACACCGGCUUCCUUUCCUCUGCACCCACCUUGGCUGUACAGCAAAUUGGCGCCGACGCGUUGCUGCAGGUCCAUCCGCAUGGCAUUCGUCAUGUCCUUGCUGACAGACGCGUCAACGAGUGGAGAGUGCCACCGGGAAAAACCAUUGUGAGCGCGACCACGAACAAGCGACAGGUCGUGGUUGCAUUGAGCUCAGCCGAGCUAGUUUACUUUGAGUUGGAUCUGGAUGGUCAGCUCAACGAAUAUCAGGAUCGGAAGGCAAUGGGUAGCACGGUCCUUGCGCUGAGCGUUGCGGAGGUGCCCGAAGGUCGGCAGCGUACCCCGUACUUGGCUGUUGGUUGUGAAGAUCAGACUGUUCGGAUAGUCUCGCUUGAUCCCGAGAGCACCCUUGAAACGAUCAGUUUGCAAGCGUUGACCGCCCCACCAUCCGCAAUAUGCAUUGCGGAUAUGCUUGACGCAGGUAUCAACAAGACGCAGCCGACAACAUUCGUCAACAUCGGCCUGCAAAACGGUGUCCUGCUACGUACUGUGCUUGAUCCUGUAAACGGUCAAUUAACUGAUACGCGUACUCGGUUCCUUGGUACCCGUCCCAUCCGUCUUGUUCGGGUUGUUAUCCACAAUAAUCCAGGAAUUCUGGCACUCUCUUCUCGAUCAUGGCUCAACUACACCUAUCAAAAUCUCAUGCACUUCACACCGCUCAUAUUUGACAACCUUGACUAUGCUUGGAGCUUCUCCGCCGAACUGUGCCCAGAGGGUCUGAUUGGUAUCUCUGGCAGUGUGCUUAGAAUAUUUCAGAUCCCCAAGCUUGGAACGAAGCUUAAGCAAGACGCGAUUCCUCUUUCCUACACGCCGCGGAAAUUCAUAUCUCAUCCGACGAACGGUCUGUUCUAUCUUAUUGAGGGCGACCACCGUGUCAUGGGCGAGGCUGCUGCAGCAAAGAAGCUGAACGAACUUCGACAGCAAGGCAGGAUGGUGGACGAUGAAGUUGUUGAGCUUCCUCCUGCGCUAUUUGGACGACCGAAGGCUCCGGCAGGAACAUGGGCGUCGUGUAUUCGCAUCAUCGAUCCCGUUAGCGCACAAACUGUCAACGUCAUCCAGCUAGAUAAUAAUGAAUCUGCUUUCUCUAUAGCUGUCGUUCCGUUCUCUGUCCGGGGCGGUGAGCUUCAUCUGGUAGUUGGCACUGCGCAGGAUACAUUCCUUGCCCCGCGUUCCUGCACAAGUGGAUUCCUUCGAACGUAUCGCUUCGUGGAGGGCGGCCGAAAUCUGGAGCUUCUGCACAAGACCGAGACGAACGAUGUGCCACUGGCGGUACUGGGCUUCCAAGGUAGACUUGUAGCUGGUGUCGGGAAAUCCCUUAGGCUUUACGAUAUGGGCAAGAAAAAACUGCUCCGGAAAGUGGAGAAUAAGACUUUCGCUUCUGCAAUCGUCAGUCUUCACACACAGGGAUCCCGUAUCCUUGUUGGAGACAUGGAAGAAUCGGUGUCUUAUGCUGUCUACAAACCUCCAGAAAACCGGCUGUUGGUGUUCGCGGAUGACACACAAGCUCGCUGGACCACCGCGAUGACAAUGGUGGAUUACAACACCGUGGUGGGGGGCGACCGUUUCGGCAACGUCUUUGUCAACCGUCUGGACCCAAAAAUCUCCGAUCAAGUAGACGACGACCCUACCGGUGCUGGUAUCCUGCACGAGAAGGGUGUGUUGGCGGGUGCUCCGCACAAGACGAAGAUGUUGGCCCACUUCCAUGUCGGCGAUCUUGUGACGUCGAUCCACAAGGUCUCUCUUGUUGCGGGAGGUCGUGAAGUGCUCUUGUACACGGGGCUUCAUGGCACCAUCGGCAUCCUUGUGCCGUUCGUGUCCAAGGAAGACGUGGACUUCAUCUCUACCCUGGAGCAGCACAUGCGCACGGAGCAGGGGAGCCUGGUGGGCCGAGACCACUUGGCGUGGCGAGGAUAUUACGUCCCUGUCAAGGCGGUGGUGGACGGGGACUUGUGUGAGACGUUUGCACGACUGCCUGCUAAUAAGCAGAGCGCAAUCGCGGGCGAGUUGGACAGGACGGUAGGGGAGGUGUUGAAGAAGUUGGAGCAGCUCCGCGUGACGGCGAGCGGGUUCUAA